This is a messenger RNA of Neurospora tetraspora, 1191 nucleotides long. RefSeq names its product heterokaryon incompatibility protein-domain-containing protein. The record is from RefSeq and is a predicted model, not a curated record. The annotation marks the transcript as partial. Lineage: Eukaryota; Fungi; Ascomycota; Sordariomycetes; Sordariales; Sordariaceae. The transcript is spliced from 2 exons.
AUGUGCCUGCCGCAGGCUUUGACUAGCGGCUGCCUGCCCCUGCCUUUGGUACCCUCGCCUAUAAAAGUCACAGCUGUCGCGGGAUUAGAUAAGGUACAGAUCUUAUUCUCCCAACGAGCCCCUAAAACAUCCAACCCUUCUCCCGUUCUUCAGAUUUUCGGUUUCCAUCUCAACGGAGAGCUAACUGGCGUUUCUUCCCACUUCAAAUCUUACCCAUCAAUCACCAUGUGGUUGAUCAACACACGCACCCUUGAGCUCGAGGAGUUCGUCGGCACCGACAUACCCAAGUAUGCCAUUCUUUCGCACACAUGGGAGAAUGGAGAAGUCACAUUUCACGAUGCCAAAGCAAAGCUACUGGAGAAACAGACAUCUCAAGGCGCCCGCAAGGUAGCAAAAGCAUGCCAAGUUGCGGCCGAGCAUGGAUUGGCCUAUGCCUGGGUCGAUACGUGUUGUAUCGACAAGUCCAGUAGUGCGGAGCUCACAGAGGCCAUCAACUCCAUGUUCCAAUGGUAUCGCUCGUCACAGAUUUGCUUGGUCUACCUCUCCGAUCUCCAAGCAGACGAACUUGACCAGGCAAUGUACGCAUCCCGCUGGUUCAAACGCGGAUGGACGCUUCAAGAACUCAUCGCUCCCACCAGACUCAUGUUCUACGACCAGGACUGGAAGGCAAGGGGGACGAAAGAGGAUUUGGCAAGCCUACUCAGCAAGAUUACUCGCAUCGAUAUUGGCAUCUUGUUAGAUCCUUCCAAAAUACAUACAAUUGCGGUUGGCAAAAGGAUGAGCUGGGCGGCUGACCGGCAAACGACACGCAUCGAAGACAGGGCCUACUCUCUUCUGGGAAUCUUUGACAUCAAUAUGCCUCUGAUAUAUGGAGAGGGCCCGAAGGCUUUCACAAGAUUACAAGAAGAAAUCAUACGGCGAAGCAAUGAUGUCAGCAUCUUUUACUGGCGGACCUGGGAAGAUUUACGUUGGCGCGGUAUGCUGGCCAUCUCGCCUGAUGAGUUCAAAUGUGCAGCAACCAUCAAGAAUGGUGUGACUCUCAGGAACGGCCCCGAGUACUCUCUAACGAACAAAGGCCUCCGUAUUGACCUCGAGCUUGCGGCUGCCGGCCCCAACGUUUACUUAAUGGCCCUGUACUGUGCUGAUUCCUAUACGGAUGAGUGGGAGUGCAUCUACUUGACGGCCAUUGGU